AUCUAGUCACAUGACAGUCACGUUCAUGUGACUCGUGAAAUCUAUAAAAAGCUUCGUUUCAAGCUUUCCUUGAAAUCGCACUGUCUAGUCUAGCUACAGAACUAGGCAUACAAUCGCCUGUAUUAAAAGAUGUUUCUCAGGUGUUCACUCCUGCUGCUCUGUCUGAGCCACUUGGCUUUCUCUAGAAACCUCCAACAACAGAACAAAAAUGUGCUAUAUUUUCAAGCUCAUGGUGUAAGAGAAGCUGUUCAUUUUUCAGUGAACUUACCAAAUGGUACAUGUCCCAAUAACACUGCUUACUUCUGUUCUGUGAACUACACUUGCUGUAAAACACCACAGCCAACAAAUCCAUAUGCCUGCUGUCCAUAUUUGGAGGGAGACUGUUGCCCUGAUGGUAUACAUUGUUGUCCUCGUGGUACAAGGUGCGACAUGGUCCGUAGAGGAUGUGUUUAUGCAUCUGACAAUGAAAAUGAGUCAACAUUUGUGGAAUGGGAUACAAUGUCUCCAGUCCAACUAUUAACUUCUGAAAAGACUCCAGAGAAUGUAAAAGUUGUGUGUCCAGGAGGUCAAUCUCAAUGCCCUGAUGGAACUACCUGUUGUAAAAUGCAGUCAGGAGACUAUGGGUGCUGCCCAUAUUCUAAGGCUGUGUGCUGCUCUGAUGGCCUCCACUGCUGUCCAGAAGGUUAUCGCUGUGAUGUUGCUGCUGGACAAUGCAAAAGAGGUUUUGAAGUUGUCCCUUGGCAAAUAAAACAAACUUCUGAGCCAAUAAACAGUGUCAAAUGUGAUGGCAGUUCCUCAUGUCCAGAUGGCAACACCUGCUGUAAAUUAGCCUCUGGUGAAUAUGGGUGCUGUCCUUUACCCAAGGCUGUAUGCUGCAGUGACCACACCCACUGCUGUCCCAAUGGCUACACAUGUGAUGUCUCAGCUGGAACAUGUAACAGGGGCAAUGAUGUUGUAGCAUGGCUCACUAAACAACCAGCCAAAACUGUUGGGGAAGUUAAAUGUGAUGGCAGUUCCUCAUGUCCAGAUGGCAACACCUGCUGUAAAUUAGCCUCUGGUGAAUACGGGUGCUGUCCUUUACCCAAGGCUGUAUGCUGCAGUGACCACACCCACUGCUGUCCCAAUGGCUACACAUGUGAUGUCUCAGCUGGAACAUGUAACAGGGGCAAUGAUGUUGUAGCAUGGCUCACUAAACAACCAGCCAAAACUGUUGGGGAAGUUAAAUGUGAUGGCAGUUCCUCAUGUCCAGAUGGCAACACCUGCUGUAAAUUAGCCUCUGGUGAAUACGGGUGCUGUCCUUUACCCAAGGCUGUAUGCUGCAGUGACCACACCCACUGCUGUCCCAAUGGCUACACAUGUGAUGUCUCAGCUGGAACAUGUAACAGGGGCAAUGAUGUUGUAGCAUGGCUCACUAAACAACCAGCCAAAACUGUUGGGGAAGUUAAAUGUGAUGGCAGUUCCUCAUGUCCAGAUGGCAACACCUGCUGUAAAUUAGCCUCUGGUGAAUACGGGUGCUGUCCUUUACCCAAGGCUGUAUGCUGCAGUGACCACACCCACUGCUGUCCCAAUGGCUACACAUGUGAUGUCUCAGCUGGAACAUGUAACAGGGGCAAUGAUGUUGUAGCAUGGCUCACUAAACAACCAGCCAAAACUGUUGGGGAAGUUAAAUGUGAUGAUAGUUCCUCAUGUCCAGAUGGCAACACCUGCUGUAAAUUAGCCUCUGGUGAAUACGGGUGCUGUCCUUUACCCAAGGCUGUAUGCUGCAGUGACCACACCCACUGCUGUCCCAAUGGCUACACAUGUGAUGUCUCAGCUGGAACAUGUAACAGGGGCAAUGAUGUUGUAGCAUGGCUCACUAAACAACCAGCCAAAACUGUUGGGGAAGUUAAAUGUGAUGAUAGUUCCUCAUGUCCAGAUGGCAACACCUGCUGUAAAUUAGCCUCUGGUGAAUACGGGUGCUGUCCUUUACCCAAGGCUGUAUGCUGCAGUGACCACACCCACUGCUGUCCCAAUGGCUACACAUGUGAUGUCUCAGCUGGAACAUGUAACAGGGGCAAUGAUGUUGUAGCAUGGCUCACUAAACAACCAGCCAAAACUGUUGGGGAAGUUAAAUGUGAUGAUAGUUCCUCAUGUCCAGAUGGCAACACCUGCUGUAAAUUAGCCUCUGGUGAAUACGGGUGCUGUCCUUUACCCAAGGCUGUAUGCUGCAAUGACCACACCCACUGCUGUCCCAAUGGCUACACAUGUGAUGUCUCAGCUGGAACAUGUAACAGGGGCAAUGAUGUUGUAGCAUGGCUCACUAAACAACCAGCCAAAACUGUUGGGGAAGUUAAAUGUGAUGAUAGUUCCUCAUGUCCAGAUGGCAACACCUGCUGUAAAUUAGCCUCUGGUGAAUACGGGUGCUGUCCUUUACCCAAGGCUGUAUGCUGCAGUGACCACACCCACUGCUGUCCCAAUGGCUACACAUGUGAUGUCUCAGCUGGAACAUGUAACAGGGGCAAUGAUGUUGUAGCAUGGCUCACUAAACAACCAGCCAAAACUGUUGGGGAAGUUAAAUGUGAUGAUAGUUCCUCAUGUCCAGAUGGCAACACCUGCUGUAAAUUAGCCUCUGGUGAAUACGGGUGCUGUCCUUUACCCAAGGCUGUAUGCUGCAGUGACCACACCCACUGCUGUCCCAAUGGCUACACAUGUGAUGUCUCAGCUGGAACAUGUAACAGGGGCAAUGAUGUUGUAGCAUGGCUCACUAAACAACCAGCCAAAACUGUUGGGGAAGUUAAAUGUGAUGAUAGUUCCUCAUGUCCAGAUGGCAACACCUGCUGUAAAUUAGCCUCUGGUGAAUACGGGUGCUGUCCUUUACCCAAGGCUGUAUGCUGCAGUGACCACACCCACUGCUGUCCCAAUGGCUACACAUGUGAUGUCUCAGCUGGAACAUGUAACAGGGGCAACGAAGUUAUUAGUUGGUUUGCUAAAAAGCUGGCUAAUUGAUUAAAAUGAUGAUAUUCAUAUUGCUUGUUUCAUUUUAGGAAUUUCAUUCGAAAUUGUAUAUUGAUAGAAACAAACUUUAGUGUUUAACAUUUAAAUAACUGAUUCUGCAUUUCACUAAUUGUAAAAUUUGUUUUUAUAAAAACAAAGCUAUUGCCCUGACAUAUUUUUUUUUUAAUAUUACUAUUACUUUUAAAUAUAUCUAUCCCAAAAUUAAAAUCCCUAAUUUUAAAUCUACAAUCAUAGAAGUAUUAACUUCAGGUUUUGAGUUCUAAAGCUCUUUUUGGUAAAUAUCUUUAUAUAUCAUACACAGCUAUUUUGUGGGUUAUCUAUUUUAAACCACAUUUAAAUAUUUUUUAAAUGCUAAAGAUAAAAAGAAACUGUUUACAUAGUUUGUUCAUGAGGUUUGUAGAAAAAAAUUACUUACUUAGUCUUUUGGGGUGUGUUUUAAAACAUUUUUAACAUUCCGUAAUAAAUGGUGUGAAUGUGUGCAAUAGACAUAGUAACAAACACUGCUGAAAUCAGCAUCAAAAUACACGGUGGUCGUGUAUGUUGAGUAGAUCGUAUGUAAUUAAGUAAAUGCAUGAUGGAUCAAUCAUGGAUUUACAUUCCUCAUAUUUUAACUAUGCAAUGUUGGUUUGAACAAUUUAUAACUUGUAUUCCAUCCAUAAAAUAAAGACGCUCUAAGUGUUUUGCUGCAGCAGUUGUUCAAUCAAAUUGGUAUUUUGUUUCUGUGUACACUUAUCAGGUAUUUCUGUAUGUCUACUCUACAAUACAGCUGGUAUUCAACAAUUUCAUGUAUAAUUUUGUAACCUGUUUAGUCAAUGAGCUUAUCUUAAAUGCAGUAUUUUUUUGACUGUGUUUAAUGUAUCAUGAGAUUCUAUUUCAUUUCAGAUAAUUAAAUUUACUAUUUUUAGAUAGUAAUGUAGGGUACUGUAGUUUAAUAAGCCAUGUUGUAAAUUUCUAUAAUUUGACAAUGUUAUUUCAGUACUUUGUACUUGUAGUAAGGUUUAAAAUUAUGAUUAUUGUGUAUAGGCCUACUAAUUACAUAAAAGUGUUUUACUAA
Molecule: messenger RNA, 4048 nt
Organism: Physella acuta
Lineage: Eukaryota; Metazoa; Mollusca; Gastropoda; Physidae
Product: progranulin
Cellular component (GO): extracellular region
Source: RefSeq, a predicted model, not a curated record